GGAUUCGGCCUGUAGCUGGUUGACCCGAUUCACCUAUCUUUCUCCGUUGUGAUUUCUCUGACUUCCCUCUCUCUCUCUCUCUCUCUGUAUUUGCCUGCCUGCGAUCACGACCCUGAUUCGUCGGGUACGAGCUCACGCUUUCCGGUGGUGAAUCCGAAGAUCUUUUUUCCGCUGAAUUGAGGUGAAAGAGCGAGGAACCAUGGGGGUCAGGCAAGCUCUGAAGAGCCUCGAUGCGUUUCCGCGUGCUGAGGAGCACUUGCUGCAGAAGACGCAGUCCGGAGCUCUCGUUUCUGUCAUUGGGCUCACAAUAAUGGCCACAUUGUUCUUGCACGAGCUCAGAUAUUACAUUACCACGUAUACUGUUCAUCAGAUGUCAGUGGACUUGAAACGAGGAGAAACGCUUCCAAUUCACAUAAAUAUGACGUUUCCAUCUUUGCCUUGCGAUGUUUUAAGUGUUGAUGCUAUUGACAUGUCGGGGAAGCAUGAAGUGGAUCUCGAUACUAACAUUUGGAAACUUCGACUGAACAAAUAUGGCCAGAUUAUUGGUACAGAGUAUCUGUCAGACCUUGUGGAGAAGGGGCAUGAACAUCAUGAGCAUGAGGAUGGUAAGGAUCAUCAUGAGGAAUCAAGUGAAAAGACUCAUGGCCAUGGCUUUGAUGAGACUGCAGAGAAAAUGAUUAAGAAGGUGAAGCAAGCAUUGGCAAAUGGAGAAGGCUGUCGGGUUUAUGGAGUUCUGGAUGUGCAAAGGGUUGCUGGAAAUUUCCACAUUUCAGUUCAUGGGUUGAAUAUAUUUGUCGCUCAGAUGAUAUUUGAAGGAGCUAUGCAUGUAAAUGUUAGUCACAUUAUCCACGAUCUGUCAUUUGGCCCAAAGUAUCCGGGUCUCCACAAUCCACUUGAUGGGACUGCGCGAAUUCUACAAAGGGCGAGUGGAAUUUUCAAGUAUUAUAUUAAGAUAGUGCCGACUGAAUAUAGAUACAUUUCAAAAGAGGUUUUGCCGACAAAUCAAUUUUCUGUUACAGAAUACUUUUCACCUAUGAAUGAGUAUGAUAGAUCAUGGCCAGCUGUUUAUUUCCUGUAUGAUCUAUCACCCAUUACUGUGACUAUCAGAGAAGAACGCCGUAGUUUUCUCCAUUUCAUCACUCGGCUUUGUGCUGUACUCGGCGGUACAUUUGCGUUGACAGGAAUGCUUGAUCGUUGGAUGUACAGGCUUCUUGAGGCCAUCUCUAAGCCAAACCCGAGAAGUGUACUCCGAUAAGGUUGGGGAGCUUUGAUUACCUGUUGUUUCUCCUGAAAAUUUUUAGCAGAACAUUCUUAAAUUCUAUGGGAGAUUUCUCGCCCAUGCGCCAUUUGGUUAAAUAUGAGGCUGGGGGUUGCAUUGUAGAGCUCGUCUAAUUAUUGUCAUCACAUCUUGUUUCAGUAGACAGAUAGUGAUUUAAUGUACUGAAUGUAUCUUAGUUUAGUCCGAGAGUUUGAUUAUUUCUACAAAUCAGUUCCAAAAAUUUACCUCAA
Rhodamnia argentea is the source of this 1509-nucleotide messenger RNA. Its product is annotated as endoplasmic reticulum-Golgi intermediate compartment protein 3. The transcript is spliced from 12 exons. Bases 200 to 1255 code for a protein of 351 amino acids. The record is from RefSeq and is a predicted model, not a curated record. NCBI's taxonomy places the organism in Eukaryota, Viridiplantae, Streptophyta, Magnoliopsida, Myrtales, Myrtaceae. Gene Ontology annotation, cellular component: COPII-coated ER to Golgi transport vesicle; endoplasmic reticulum.